Diorhabda carinulata is the source of this 2095-nucleotide messenger RNA. RefSeq names its product mitochondrial glycine transporter B-like. The transcript has 7 exons. Gene Ontology annotation, biological process: glycine import into mitochondrion. Gene Ontology annotation, molecular function: glycine transmembrane transporter activity. The coding region runs from base 1128 to 2033 and encodes 301 amino acids. The record is from RefSeq and is a predicted model, not a curated record. NCBI's taxonomy places the organism in Eukaryota, Metazoa, Arthropoda, Insecta, Coleoptera, Chrysomelidae. Gene Ontology annotation, cellular component: mitochondrion; mitochondrial inner membrane.
AAGUCAGGUUUAGAAAUUUAAAUGACAACAUUUAUUGAAUUUUUCUUAUUAAAGUUUUGUUUUUAAUAAAAAUAAAAGUAUAUUUUAGAUUUUUGAGACUUUUAUCGGUGUCAAAUACUCUAUUAUCGAAAAAUUGUUCGUAAUCGUCCACACUAUAAAUUUCGAACCUCGAAGUAAUCUGGUUGAUAAAUAUUUGCGGGAGGUCAAAAACAAGAUAAAAUUUAUUAUUAUACUACGAGUACUUAUUAAACAUAAUGAAAUAAAUUCCAUCUAACAACGUAAAAGGAGGGAAAAUUACAAAAUCAUAACAUCAAAAUUAUUCAAUAACAAAAACAUAUGACAGUUAUUAAAAUUGCUUAAUUAAUAUUUUCAAAACAACUAAAACAAUCGUAACAAAAUAACAAUAUAAAAAAAUUAUAACCUCUAUUUUAUCAUAUUGUACCGUUUUGUAUGUUCAAUUUCGCAAAUUUCCGAAAAAAUAUAAUCGCCGCCAUUAAUUUCAAUAAUCUAUGUAUCAAUAAGUUUGUUCGCGAUUCGAUUCCGAAUCGGUUUAGGAACCGAUCGCAUGUUUAGAGACAGAUGCCCUUUUUCCAUCUUCUUAUAGUACAGUAGCAGUUCUCUAUCAUUAAUCUUAACAACUGAUUAGUAAUCGAUUCUAAAUUAACCCGCAAAUAAAGCUAUUAAUAACGAUUCCAGUUCUUUUUAUCUGUCAAGGUUAUGUAUACGAUUUGAAAUCAUUCAGACAUGAGACUUCGAAGUCAUUGCGAGAUAAGAGAAACGGAAACUUCCAUUAAAAUACUGUAUUCGUUUCAAUAUAAUAAUAAUCACUACUCAUCCUCCAUACUAUAACAAGUUAUAUUUUUAAACAAAUUCUCAAUUACAAAAUAAGCAGUUGAUUAAAAUCGGCUGUUACGUUUGUGUGCUGUGAGUAGUGGAAUCGAAAUUCUAUCCAUCCGGGGUUAAUAUUAAACGUAAUCGUAGUUUCAAUUGCGCAUAUUUUUAAACGUAAAUAAAUUCAUUAUGUGCAUAUUGUAUUAUAAUAUCGAUAAGUUGUGUCAAUAUUUAGGUUGAUUAUGUAAAUAUAAACAGUUAUAAUAAAUAUUAUUGAGUAGAAUCGAUUGUUUUUCAUGGAGUUUUGUCAAGCUAGAAUACCAAACACUGGUAUAGAUAAAAGUAAAAUUGAUCGAAUUCUUGAGAACCCUAUUUUGAAAGCUUUUGCAUCUGGAUCAUGUUCUGGAAUAAUUUGUACUACUUUACUGCAACCGUUGGAUGUUAUAAAAACUCGUCUACAAAAUCCCGUACUGUCACUCACAAGUCAUUCAACUGGUACGAAAAUCAUCCCCAUAAUCACAGAUGUCAUAAAACACGAACAGAUAUCAGGAUUAUGGAAAGGAACGACUCCUGCAUUGAUGCGAUCCGUACCUGGUAUAGGAUUAUAUUUCUGUUGUUUGGAAUACGUUAAAACGCGUUUCUUCAACAAAAAAACACCAUCUCCUAGUGAAUCGAUAUUUAUAGGUGUAAUCGCACGAAGUAUGGCUGGUGCCACUUUAAUGCCGAUGACCGUUGUCAAAACAAGGUUUGAAAGUGGAGUGUAUCAAUAUAGCGGAGUAAUGGUGGCGUUACAGGAUAUAUUUCACCACGAAGGUAUUAAAGGUUUAACGAGAGGAUUAGUCCCUACGAUAUUCCGAGACGCUCCCUACGCCGGGAUCUAUUUCAUGUUUUACAAUCAAACCAAAUCUGCUGUACCUAAAGAUAUUUAUUCGAUGUAUCCAUCUCCGGUUCAUUUUACGUGCGCAUUGGUAUCCAGUACUUUGGCGUCUUUGGUUACCCAACCUCCGGAUGUAUUCAAGACUCAACUUCAACUUUAUCCUAAUAAAUACAACGGGUUAUGGUCGGUGGUAGUUCAUAUAUACCUUCGAUAUGGUAUAUUGGGAUAUUUCCAAGGUAUCGUACCCAGACUGAUGAGACGCACACUAGUCGCAGCUAUAUCGUGGACGUUGUACGAAAAAGUGAUGACCAGAAAAAGUAUUUAGUAAUUUUAAGGUUAUUUAUAUAAAUAUUUAAUUGUUAAUAAAAUUUUUAAUAAAAGAAAAAA